UGGCUCAAAGCGUGCAAAUUCUAAGGAACUAUGCGAAGGGUCAGUAUACCAAAUAGGCUCUACAGUUGCACUCACACUUUAGUGGCUGGUAACUAAGCACACAAGAAGUUAACAGAGAGGACUGACCAGGGAGACUAAUAAGGAUCUACAUUAAUUAAUUAAAGAUAAAGUGGAAAGGCCAAUACAUCCCAAAAUUGCCUCGGACUAGGAUCGUGUGGGGUGGAACGCUUUGCAAUAUCAUGGAAAUAUCGGAUUUGUAAACGCCGACAGUCUUCUACAAAAACAAGAGGGGACAAAAGUAAACGUUAGUUACACCGGUAUGCUUAGUCUAUUCUCUAAAGAAGAUGCUGUAAAAUUUUAAUAAACAGUUUGAGGGGACUUUUGAUGCUUCGCAUCCUUACGUCUCCACAUGGAUCAACCUCUCUAACCCAAGCAUCCUUUGGAUUAGCCACAGUCUUUCUCACUCUGCACAACGGAUACAACGGACAGAAAAUGCUACCCUGCAUCGUUUUCCUUUGCUCAUUUUUCACUGCUGCUUGUUUUCAAGACAUCCAGCCCUCGAAGGCAUUUCUGAGUGAAUCCUGUGACUCAUUGUGUACUUGUGAAGAAAAAGAUGGCAUCCUGUAUCUUAACUGUGAGGAGAGAAAUAUCAGCAAGAUCUCCCAAAUCAAAGUGCCAUCAGCUCUACCUUUCCACCUCAAUCUGUACAAAAAUGACUUGGUGGAGUUGCGGGCAGAAGACUUGGAAGAUUUAAAGAAUGCCAUUUCACUUCAUCUCGGGGCUAAUAGCAUACAAGAGCUUGAACCUGGCGUCUUUAGUGCACUGGGCUCCUUGAAGAAGCUCCACAUCAACAGUAAUUUCCUGGUCAUGUUGAAGGAAGACACUUUUCACGGCUUGGUAAAUUUGGAGUUUCUCCAGGCGGACACAAACUUCAUCCGUGUGGUCGAGCCGGGGGCAUUCAGCAAACUCAUCCGCCUCAAAGUUCUGAUCCUCAAUGACAACGCCAUCGAGUUUCUUCCCAGCAAUAUUUUCCGGUUUGUUCCGCUCACCCACUUGGACCUGCGGGGGAACCAGUUACAGACCCUGCCUUAUGUUGGCUUCCUGGAGCACAUUGGGCGGAUCAUGGAGCUUCUUCUGGAGGACAACGACUGGAUGUGCGAUUGUGAGAUCCUUCACCUGAAGAUCUGGAUGGAGAACAUGCGGGCCCAGUCGGUCAUUGGGGAGGUGGUCUGCAGCAGCCCCCACCACCUCAGGGGCACCAUCCUGGCCAAAAUCAAACGGGAUGUUCUCUGCCCUUCUCACGCCGAUAUCAACUUAGAGGAGCCUUCCAAGUCACUGGACAUGGUGGUCACUCCGUCUUCCAAUGUGGCAGAAAUUCCGAAGUUGGAGGACGCCAAGGACGAUGCAAAGAUUCCGACACCUGCUUAUGUUCCAGGGAGUCCUUGUGUGGAGCACUGUUCAUGUCACAAUCACCCUGUGGCUGGGUUUUUAAUGCAUUGUCAGGACAGAGGGAUUCAACGGAUUUCAGAUAUUGGAAUACUUGAGCAAAGCCCCACCAAGCUGGUGCUCACAGGAAAUAUGAUUCAGAGACUGUUGAAAUAUGACUUUGUCACAUAUGAUGGUUUGGAGUUAUUGAAUUUAGCCAACAAUCGAAUCGAUUACAUUGACAAUGAAACUUUUCUCAGCUUAAGCAAUUUGAAAAAACUUUAUCUCAACGGCAACAGAAUUGAAACCCUUUCCGCAACCAUGUUCAUUGGACUCCACAACCUUGAAUACCUAUAUUUGGAAUAUAACAUUAUCAAAGAAAUUGUUCCAGGAGCUUUUAAUCCUUUGCCAAAUCUCAAACUCUUGUCUUUGAAUAACAAUCUGCUGACUAGUCUCCCAUUGCAGAUAUUUCGCAAUGUGCCCCUCACCAAACUGAACCUGAGAAAAAAUCUGCUCAUGCACCUGCCUGUUAGCAACGUGCUGGACCAGCUUGACUCUUUAGAGCAGAUUUAUUUAGAGGACAACCCCUGGGACUGCAGCUGUGACUUAGUCAGUCUCAAACAGUGGGUUGAGAAGCUGAGGAAGGACACAGUCGUAGGUUCCAUUUUGUGUCACACACCGAGAAAAGUGGCGAAGGCUGAGCUGAGAGCCCUCAGAAACGAGUUGCUAUGCCCCGGCCUAGUGACCUACUCCUUGCCCACGGACGAGGACGAGAGCGUGACAACCACAGUGGCGACUGACGGCGCUAGGAGUGGUUUCUUCAGCUCCAUCACAGACUCAGUUCCACUCUCCGUUCUGAUCCUUAGCUUGCUCGUCAUCUUCCUCAUGGUCAUCUUCUGUUCGGCGGGGAUCGUGGUUUUCCUCGUGCACAGACGGCGAAGGAGGGUGAAGAAGAAACAGGCGGAGGAGCAGCCGCGGGAGAGCAGCAGCCCCAUCCACCUGCAAUACAGCAUGUACGGCCAGAAAACCACCCACCACACACUGGCGCAGAGGACCGGAAGCACCGUGUACGACGAGCGCUCACACAGCCCCAUUGUCCAGAUCUGCCGCAACCCCACCUACUGCACUCAGCAUAAAGAAUAUGAGACCGACCUCAAUGAACUGGACGAACCAAAGCACAUCUGUCGUAGCAUCAUGGAGACAGAGAAUACUUCCCCUCUCACAGGCUCUAAUUUGAAGUUCAGAGCUGUGACGUCAGACUGCCCAACUGAGUUCGUAACACUCGGAGAUGCGAGCUCCCUCUAUAAAAACAUACUAGAAAGGGAGAGGGUUAGGGAGCUGCAGCAGCUUGGAAUUACUGAAUACCUCAGGAAAAACAUGUCCCAGCUGCAACCAACGGUAGAGAUGCAGGUCCCAGGAUCAGGACACCACGAGGAACUGAAAUUAAUGGAGACUAUUAUGUUGUCGAGACCGCGGAAGGUCAUGGUGGAACAAACGAAAAAUGAGUACUUUGAACUCAAAGCUAACCUACACACCGAGCCAGAUUAUUUGGAGGUUCUGGAGCAUCAAACUGCAUUUAACUGAUAUAAAAAUACAAUUAAUUGUUUUAUAUUCAACUCGAGAAGUGCCUUGUCCAAAACUGCCAUCUUAUAUUUUCACAGUCUAUGACCUACUUAUCCCACAGCGGUCUUGGACACACAAGUCAUUUGUAGCACAGAAUGUACUGUAUAAUUAUCUAUUUCUUUGUUAUUUUGUUUUCCUAUAGACAGACCGCACUUGAAGUUGCUGAUAUAACAGAUAUCUUGCCCAAAUGUAAUUAUCAGGAUGGCAAAUAGGUACUGCAGGGGUACGUUUUUGUUACCAGUUCAGCUUAGAUCUUUGGCAGGCCUCAAUGUUUCCCAUCAACUGUCAGGCUGUUUCAAUCAUAUGCCAUAAUCAGCAUGCUCAAAGUGCCGUAGAUUUAACAAAAUGCCAACAUGUAUUCUGGGUCGCAAUGAUGGAGUGCACAUUAGUCCUGUCAUUCAUUAGAUUUAGCCCUGGCAUUAUUUCAAUACCACAUUUUGUAUUCCAACCAGUGGGAACGUGUUUAAACAAAUCCAUUUUCCCAAAACAUAGCACUUAAAAGUCCCAGUACAUAUAUAAAUCAUAUCUUGUAUCUGUAAAUAAAAAAUGCAUUGCACUAAUCAAAUGCCAUUUAAAAGAUGGUGCAUGACAAUCAACUUACUGUUCAACAACAGCUUCUGUUUAUUGUUCCUUUCCUGCUUCUGAAGGGGACAGAACUACUGAUGUGUAUAAGAACCUUUUGUUUGAGUGUAAUUUUUACAAAUCAAAACCGACCAGUUUCUCUCAGCAUGAUAAAUGUUCAGGAUAUAUGCGUUCACUUUAUUAUUCUGAUUUAGUAAGCAACCCUGUUCAGCUCUGAAAAUGUUUUAUGUAAACUUUAUUUUUUACCAAUGUAGAUGAAAUUAUUUAUUCUGUAAAUGUUGUAUAUAUGUCACACAUUAUGUUAUUUUGUGCCUUCAGUGUUGUGCAGGUGAAAAUGUAUUAAAUGUAAAUAAAGAAUUGCAAUACUGCAAACUUUGAACAAUCAAGAUUCAAUACAAUAGAUAAGCUCUUCAGUCCUCUAAACAGAUUGCGUGCAGGUAUAUUCGAGAGCCUGUUGCAAAAAACGACUUUCUGUCAUUAUCAGAUGAGCAUAAAAGUGACCAAACAUCUAAUAUUAUAGCACAUUACGUGCUCAAGAGGGGUGUGGGUGAAAUCAUGAUGCUGUUCUGCACAGAGGGCACUUAAGAUAGUAAUGCCAUUACAUUGUUAUUCACACUCUUAUGCAUGUCCUCAAUGCUGCUGCAUGUCCUGUAUUCCUCCCAUGGACAUACAGUACAGCAUUAUAUACCAUCUGUGUGCUUGUUUGAAUAAAUCAAUCUCAUAGGUA
Salmo salar (Atlantic salmon) is the source of this 4357-nucleotide messenger RNA. Its product is annotated as SLIT and NTRK-like protein 6. NCBI's taxonomy places the organism in Eukaryota, Metazoa, Chordata, Actinopteri, Salmoniformes, Salmonidae. Gene Ontology annotation, biological process: positive regulation of synapse assembly; axonogenesis. The record is from RefSeq and is a predicted model, not a curated record. Gene Ontology annotation, molecular function: protein binding.